GCCUUCUUGAUCCCCAAGCAGCAGAGUGCCAGUUUAGAUGCCGCGGUGGCGCACUUCGCCCGCGUGGCCAUGCGCGGCAGGGCCAGCUGGCAGACAGAGCGUGGAGCGACCCGCACGUUGACGACAAAAGGAGUCCUCAGGCACUGGCGCGUCUGUGAGACGCACGUCGAGCUCGGGAUUCGUCGUCUGAACUGGUGCAAGGUUUGGUCUCGCCACCCGUCCUGCCACCUCCAGUUGCUCUCCGCCCUCUUCGGCUCCGUGCCCUGGGAGAUAGGUAUGGCCCCCAUGGUCGACGGCGUGCUCAUUUCAACGGUCCAGAGUGCGUUCGAGAAUAUCGAUUUCACGGCUAUUCGAUCGUGCACGUUCGGUUCGCGGCUUCUGACUUGGACUCUCCGUGCCGGCAUCUACGUGGCCGUCUCCCUGGCCCAGUUCUCCCUCGGCAGCGGCGCAGCCUCGUGGGCGCCCCGAGCGUCGCCCUUGGCAAUGUCCCAGGCGGCGGCGGCGCGUUGGAUGCAGGGGCCUUCGGCGACUGUGAAACGCGGAGCAGAUGGGGCCCGCGGCUCGGCGCCGAAGGAGAAGGGCGACCUCCAGGCUGCGCCGUUGAAGGCGAUCGCAAAGUUGUGCCUCGACGACGCGCGCGAGUUGGCCAAUCUCGCAGGCGCCGUCUACCAGACGUGGGAGGCGACCGAGGCGGCGGGCCUCGAGCACGACGAGUCUUCAAACGACCUCAGGGAGCGCCAGCAGGGGGGCGAGAGCGUCGACUUCAGAGCAAGGGGGCCGCCGCGCGCGCCGGUGUGGGGAGCGCUCGCCAUGAGCCGAGCGAAUCAGAUGGACUCAUUCCUCGACGGCAGCGAGACCUACAAGGAGAGCGAGAAGAAGGAAUUCCACGAGUACUUCCAGAAACGCCUGGCCCAGAAGCAGCCGACGGACGCGGCCAAGCAUGCGCUCCACUUCCGCUGGAAAAAGUCCAAGCCGAAGAAGAACCAGGUCGGGGCCACGAUGGCGGCGGAGGAGAAGAAGGGCAGGCCCACCUUCGCUUUUUCGUACGACGAGCCAGGCAGGGAGGCGAGGUCGCUGUUGAUGCAGUUUCUGAACUCGGACAAGGCCACGGCGACGCAGCUCGCGGGGCCUGCCCCGAGGGGGCCUCUCGAGCGCGAGGCGGCGAGGCCUCUCGCGAUCUUUGAGAAGGGCGGCAAGGACAAGGAUCAGGAUCAGGAGAGCUGA
Messenger RNA from Prorocentrum cordatum, 1224 nucleotides. The record is from the annotation of a GenBank genome assembly. NCBI's taxonomy places the organism in Eukaryota, Dinophyceae, Prorocentrales, Prorocentraceae.